Pseudogymnoascus destructans is the source of this 2581-nucleotide messenger RNA. RefSeq lists its product as uncharacterized. Bases 231 to 2258 code for a protein of 675 amino acids. Lineage: Eukaryota; Fungi; Ascomycota; Leotiomycetes; Thelebolales; Thelebolaceae. The record is from RefSeq and is a predicted model, not a curated record. Gene Ontology annotation, molecular function: DNA-binding transcription factor activity, RNA polymerase II-specific; transcription cis-regulatory region binding; zinc ion binding. The transcript has 5 exons. Gene Ontology annotation, cellular component: nucleus. Gene Ontology annotation, biological process: regulation of DNA-templated transcription.
ACAAGGGGUUAACCUGGGCGGGCAGGUACUCAGUAUAAUCUCCGACUUCCUACUCUACUCCUGCUCCGGUCUUGCUAUGGGGUUCUGCUCUAGUCCGGACGUCCGGAUGUCCGUACCCCGCACCUAUUCGCACCCAUAGACUCGAGUGUCCGUCUCCGUCGCUGCGGCCCACAGACUUACAAGACUCGACUGUCCGUCGCCGCCGCCGCAACGGGUCCGGCCCCAAAGUCAUGUCGAGCGGAUAUCCGCUCUCCGUCUCUACUUUCGCACACGCGUCGAUACGAGGUAGAGCUGAAGGCAUGGCUUCCCGUCAAGCCGCACCGUCCGGCCUGGCAUGUAUGCAGUGCUUCAAGGCGAAAUGCAAGUGCGCGAGUCGCCCGGACGGCGACGGGUGCGAAAGAUGCCAUCACCUCAAGAAACAGUGUCAGCCAUCGGAUUCGUUGCGCAAGAUCACUAAUGCCCAAAGACGGCAUAAUUUUGCGGCGAGGAUCGGUGAUUUAGAGGGAGAGGUCGACAGCCUCGUCAGGCUGCUCUCCCUCGCCGCACAGUCGCCUUCUUUGUCUGUGACCUUGCGGAGCGUUGUCCGUGAGGAUGAAACCCUGGCCGGCUACGCACACCUACUCUCACAAGAUGACUCAGAUUGGCCCUCGAACGCGGCCGAUACUGCCAUGGGAGGAGAUGACGACACCGCCACUCAGCCUUCUAGAAAAAAUUCGUUCGCUAUCGACUUAUCGUCGCCAUAUGCCGGAGGUACCAUCUCUGGUACUCUUGCGAGUACACCUCUUGCCCCAGAUGGCCCUUCAACGCACGACUUAGAGACUUGUGUCACCAUAUUUCGUGACAAGAUGCUGCCGUGUUUCUCUUUUACCGAUAUUUCCCCUAAUGUGACAGUGCAGGAGCUGCAGCGCGAUCGUCCCUUUCUAGUGCGUGCUAUUUUGGCCGUCGCAUCUCCCUCCAGAGAGCAAAAGCUAGCAUAUGGAUGGGAGCUGAAGGAAGUUUUGGCCCAGAUGACACUGGUUCAAAAUCAGUCUAGUCUUGAUCUGCUGCAAGGACUACUAACCUUCACGGCUUGGAGCUAUGACCACAUGCUCAACCCGACGGGCACGCUCUCCCGGCUCAUAUUGUUGGCUAUAUCGCUAGCAUGUGACCUCCGUCUAGACAAGCCGUUACCGUCGGAUGAACAUAUGAUGAAGCCUAUGGUCGAUGGCUCCUCUGAACAGGAAAACAAUACCACGAAGCAUUGGUUUGUUGUAGAGGAACAACGGGCCGUCUUAGCAUGUUAUGCGCUGAGCUCCAUAAUAUCCAUAUAUUUCGCGCAGAUUGACGUCAUGAAGUGGAAGCCGCGAAUGGAAGAAUCUCUCCGCGCUAUAGAGGCCAACAGGGAGUGCCACUCAGACGUGGCUUUUGCAUUCCAAGUCCGCCUCCAGCUACUGGCGCAGAAAGCAGUCCAGGUCAGAGAACAGCGAGAGUGGGACUCGGCUCACGUAGACUCAGAUACGGGCCCGGCUCUUUCGGCCAACUUUUACAUUCGAACCCUUCAAGAGCAGCUUCAUCAGCUCAACGAAUCUCUUCCUGCAACACUGCAACGACGAGGUCCACUUAUAAUGCACAUGCACUACAUCGAACUCUGCAUGACCGAAACGGCUCGCACACUAUAUCCCAAUGCUCUUCAAGGACCAAUACCGUGGCCUGGAGGCAAUAGCGGCAAUGGCGCCAGCAUGAGCGGCGCUAACUCGCUUGGCUAUGAGCGUCUCGACUUUUCAUGGCGGUCUGUGGGCGCCAUCAAAGCGUGGAUGGAAAUGUUCUUUUCGCUCUCGCCAGCUGAAUGUGCAGGUCUCUCGUUCAUUCACAUGGCGCAGCUGGCGCGAUGCUUGAUGGUCUUAUACCGGCUGUCGACUUUCGUCCAUCCAGCUUGGGACUGCCAUUUGGUGCGCAGCACCGUGGACCUUCUACUGGUGCUGGAUGGCGUUGCCGACAAGCUGGAGCUUGCCAGUAGCGAAUCAGGUGAGAUAUCGUCCGAAGACCAGUUCAUGCGUCUGUCAAGGAUGAUGCGCAAGUUCCGCGCCAAUGCCGUCUCCAAAAUGGGCCAGAAGACGACCGCAGGUACCCCCUGGCUCAACGGGGACGCAGUUGGUGGCAGCGAAGGUGCGGCCGUUCAAAACCCGACCCUAUCGGAAUCAAUGAUCAACCUAGGUGAUGAUGCAUUUUUGGAGAGCAUUUUCGGGGAUUUUAGGACCGAUGGCCUAUAUAACAAAUAAUUAGACAGCUAACAAUCGCCACGGCACGUAACGUAACGUGUACUUUUUACACCAGCAAAUGAAUGAACAGGACGCCCAGGACCGUGUAGAGCAGUUCAUGUACGCAUUAUUUACAUGACUUGCUUUGGCCGAGUUUUUUAAUCUGCCCUUAACCAAUUCCAGGGUUGUGGUGGAUGCUCUACCUUCUGAAGUUUUGUCUUGAAAGGUGUGCAUGUAAGGGGAGCUGAAAACUUUGGCGAUUCCCUACCAACGUACUUUUGAGUAUGAGUUAAGUUAGCGAUUAGGUUAAAAUUAAAUAGUUUGAAAUUCGUCUCCAAAUUAAG